UUAAGCUGGCUGCGCGAAGAGGAGGAAGGGGAGGGAGGGAGGGAGGGAGGACGAGUGGGGAGAGAAGAGGAACGAGUAAUGGUAUCUUCAGUCAUGGGGGGAGAGUCGGUUUAUGCGACACUUGGUAAUCGUACACGUAUGAGUGUAGUGACAGGUCAGCUUCGACCUGAUUGGACAGCUGUGAGGGAGGAUGGCUAUGACGGCGAAGAGUGCAAUGGCCCGGAAGGAAGAGCAGGUAAGCAUGAAGAGAAGAGGGAGGAGGUAGAGGAGGAGGGAGAGCAGGUGGUGGGGACCACAGCAGGAGCGAGCUGUUUGUCGAGACAGCUCACAGCAGGUGCGAUGGGACGCGAAGCUGUGCGGCCAACUCCCGGCGGGGGCGUCGGGACACUCCACGUCAGCGACAGCAGGACGGGAAAGAAGUACGAGAUCCCGAUCAUUGAUGGGGGGGCAAUCAACGCCGGCGAUCUGAAGAAGAUUACAGCCGGAGGCGAUGGCGUGGGACUGAAGUUAUAUGAUCCUGGGUACUUCAACACCGCGCCCGUCCGAUCAUCGAUCUCGUACAUCGACGGCGACAAGGGCAUUCUUCGCUACAGAGGCUAUCCAAUCGAGGAGCUAGCGGAGAAGAGUACGUAUCUGGAAACAGCCUAUCUAUUGCUGUACGGGAAACUUCCGACGAAAGUUCAACUAAGUAAAUGGGAAAGUUCAGUGAUGCAACACACAGCUCUGCCAGAGCCAGUCUUAGCUGCGAUCGCCGCGCUCCCGCACGAUGCUCAUCCCAUGGGAGUGCUGAUCACUGGCCUCGCAGCGUUAUCCGCAAUGCAUCCGGACGCUAAUCCGGCGUUCCAAGGGCAGGGAGUGUACAAGUCGAAGGCCGUGAGAGAGAAAAACAUGGUACGGAUCAUUGCCAAGGCUCCCACUCUCGCUGCAGCCGCUUAUCAUCGAUCGACGGGGAGAUUACCUCCUCCUCCCUCCUCCUCCUCAUCGUCCAAUCUCUCUUAUGCCGAGAAUUUCCUCUACAUGCUCGACUCUAUGGGUGACAGGUCGUACCGACCCCACCCUCGAUUGGCGCGCGCGCUAGACAUCAUGUUCAUCCUCCAUGCAGAGCACGAGAUGAACUGCUCGACUGCCGCGUGUCGCCAUCUAGCGUCGAGUGGGGUGGACGUGUACUCUGCUGUGACCGGAGCCACGGGAGCGCUCUACGGGCCCCUCCACGGCGGGGCUAACGAAGCUGUGCUCCGCAUGCUCAUGGAAAUUGGAGGCGUCAACAAAAUUCCCGAGUUCCUUGAGGGCGUGAAGACCAAGAAACGCAAGAUGUCGGGAUUCGGUCACAGGGUGUACAAGAACUACGAUCCGCGAGCGAAAAUCAUCCGCCACCUAGCUGAGGAGGUGUUCUCCAUCGUCGGCAAAGAUCCUCUUAUCGAGGUCGCGAGAGCGCUAGAGAAAGCCGCUCUCUCGGACAAGUACUUCGUCGAGCGCAAGCUUUACCCCAACGUUGACUUUUACUCUGGUCUGAUUUACCGAGCAAUGGGAUUUCCCACGGCUUUUUUCACCGUGUUGUUUGCAAUACCGAGGAUGUCGGGAUACCUCGCGCACUGGCAAGAAUCGCUCCGGGAUCCCGACACAAAGAUCAUACGGCCGCAGCAGUUGUACACCGGGGCGUGGCUUCGGAGCUACGCUACAAUCAGCUCAAGACCAGAGUCCUCUUCUGAGGAGAGUGUGGGCGCCAUUCCCCAGUCAAAUGCGUCGAAGAGAAGACUGGCAGGGGUGUCGAAACUCUAAUCAAGUAACCAAUCAAAUCCAUUCGUCGAUCAAUCAUUCAAUCAAUCAAUCAAUCAUUUGAUC
This is a messenger RNA of Chara braunii, 1842 nucleotides long. Lineage: Eukaryota; Viridiplantae; Streptophyta; Charophyceae; Charales; Characeae. The record is from the annotation of a GenBank genome assembly.